GAUUUUUGUUGCUAUAACUUUUCGGGAUCGGAUUCUAUGUACUUGGUGUUUAGACAGGUUUUGUUUAGGUACAAAGCGAAGUCGUCACAGUUGCAAUCACCAAUGUCAGCUAAGCACAACUGUGCUGUUUUGCGUAGCAAUAAUUUCGCAAUUCUAGAACCUUCAACGCCGAAAUCAGGCCAUAAAUGGAAGAAGCCUAAGGCCGGAAAGCAAGGAAGUGGCGGUGGUUCCAGUAGCAGUGGCUCCACUUCCAACGCCGCCGGUUCCAUUACCGGAAUGCCGACACCACAAAAUGUGCUCGGUAUUCGACUAGCCGAUUGUGUGACGUCAGGUCCUGAAGAUCUCGUUCCUUUAAUCGUUCGAAUUUGCGUAAGUGUCGUCGAAGCAAACGGACUAGACACCGUUGGUAUAUACCGUAUUCCCGGUAACACAGCGGCCGUGAACGCGUUAAAAGAAACUCUUAGUCAUUGUUUGGACACAAUGACGUUGGAGAAACUGGAUUUGAGCGAUCCACGAUGGCGAGACGUGAAUGUGGUGUCGAGUUUCUUGAAAAUGUUCCUAAGAAAAUUGCCAGAACCACUUCUCACUGAUAAAUUGUAUCCAUUUUUUAUUGAUGCAAAUCGGAUAUCGAAUCAUCACAAUCGUCUUCAUAAAAUAAGAAAUUUGUUACGAAAGUUACCACGACAUCAUUACGCCACAUUGCGUUAUCUGAUAGAUCAUCUGUUAGCGAUUACGAAAAAUAGUAAAGUAAAUAAGAUGGAAACACGUAACUUGGCGUUGAUGUUCGGUCCGUCCAUUGUUCGUCCUUCGGACGAUAAUAUGGCAACAAUGGUGACACAUAUGAGUGAUCAAUGCAAAAUUAUCGAAACCUUAAUACACUACAAUGAAUGGAUGUUCGACGACAAGUCCACGGCCGGUGACAUCGUUCCCGAACGCCAUCCAUCUGAUACAAGUAAAUUAUUGUCACCUCAAUACGGAGUUGGUGUACCAUCGGGCGUGUCGGCAGCAUCUUUCAACGACAUGCACAAUCUUAUUCGGAAAGCUAAUGAGGAUCAAGCAGCUGCAAUGAUGAGCGAAGGAAAAACAGGAAAAAUCAAGAACAUUCUACGACGAAAUUCACGGCGAGACAAGUCGAAGUCGAAAUUGAAAAUCGAGUCGACAGCACCGGCGGCGGUGAACCCUCGAGUGGUCAGUGGUACUGCUCAGCCCAACACCCGAAGCCGCGUCGAAACUACUUUCUGUGGAAACUAUCAGGAACGAGACAUUGAUGCUGAGAUUAUGUCACGACAAACGGUAUCACCUUUGGCUGCUGUUGCAUCAACAGGUACUCUGGAACAAAGCCCUUCAAUUGAGUCAAGCCUGGGAAGCAUUCCUGACACAAGUCGCACAGAUCCGGGAACGACAACCACUUCUCCUGAUACUAGCGAACUUCAGGCGCGACGCAAGAGGCAGCAGGAUAUAUACUCGGCUCGACGUAUCUUCAUCGCAGGCUCUGCGGAAGCAGCUGAUGACGCGAGUGCUGUUGAUGCGUUAGCUAAUCAUACCCAGCAUCUUAAUAUGGCCAAUAGUCCUGCUUUAGAAAGGUCUUAUUCAGUUCGUUAUAAAUCGUUGUUCAUUUUUCAGACGUCCUCACCGACGAAAGAUACGACCGAUGCACUUUCGUGCACGUCGGACUACUCCACGACUAGUUCUGCUCCACUAACGGCUCCACUUGCGGUUGCAUGCGCUGCCUCUUACUCUGAUUACUCGCAUGUGGUUGACGACUGCACCAUCCCACAUCAAAAAUCGAUGCGAACGUACGAGAUCAGGUCGCGUAUGAUCUCCGGGCAUUCGUCCCUGCUAUUCAUUGUA
Molecule: messenger RNA, 1851 nt
Organism: Angiostrongylus costaricensis
Lineage: Eukaryota; Metazoa; Nematoda; Chromadorea; Rhabditida; Metastrongylidae
Source: the annotation of a GenBank genome assembly